AUGGACGCCCUCAAAGCUGAAAUUGCAACGAAGAGAAAGGCACUCACUGAGGACCCUAUAUUGGCCUCACGACCUACAAAAUACAUGCGCAGAGGGGAAAUCGAGAAGAUGAAGGAGGAGCAGGAAAGGAAAGCUCGCGAAGAGAAGGAACAGGCUGAGCGAACCGCUCGUGAGGCAGCGCAGGAGAAGAAGGCAGCGCAGGAUCUGGCCAAAUCUCAACAGACACCUACAUCUCGCUCUGCGUCACCUGCUCAGGGUUCCACAGUGCGUGACGCGGAAUCACCGAAGCCAGAGUCAUCAUUCAGCAUCUCGAACGAGGAGACGAUACGUCGACUUCGAGUCAAGGGCCAACCUAUCAGACUUUUCGGGGAGUCGGACAAGGACAGACGGCUACGACUCAGGGCGCUGGAACUAAUUGAAGAAAAGGGUCACGAUCGGCAAGGAGGUCAGAAUGAUUUUAAGAAGGCACUCGAAGACGUGGAGAACGUGGAGAGGGAGUUGAAGAGCAAGACCAAGGGCAAGAAGAAGGAUGAGACAGAUUCGCAGUCCAUGGGCGUACUGGACUUGGACUUGCUCAAAACGGACCCAGAUAGGCUUUACCCUAUCAUCUAUUACACCUUGAAGCGCACGCUGAAGGAAUGGGAAGAGGCAAUGGACGAACGCCCAGACCACAUCAAGCGCACGACCCAAGGAAAGCUCGCGGCCGCGACGCAGGUACAAUCAGCCCAGUAUCUGAAGCCGUUAUUUAAAGCACUGCGUUCAAGGUCGCUUGCUUCCGACGUGCUUGCCCGUAUGGCUGAAAUUGUGCACCACAUGCAAAAACGACAAUACCAAAGGGCCAACGACGCCUAUUUGCGUCUGUCCAUCGGCAAUGCACCUUGGCCGAUUGGUGUUACUAUGGUUGGUAUUCACGAACGUUCCGCCCGAGAAAAGAUUUCCUCGGACCAGGUCGCGCAUGUGUUGAAUGACGAAGUGAGCCGGAAGUAUAUUCAGAGUCUCAAAAGAUUACUCACAUUCUCCCAAACGAAAUACCCUCCAGAAGAUGUCUCACAGUUAAUGGGUUGA
Messenger RNA from Pleurotus ostreatus (oyster mushroom), 1065 nucleotides. It is a transcript of the gene PRP18, whose product is annotated as mRNA splicing protein prp18. Lineage: Eukaryota; Fungi; Basidiomycota; Agaricomycetes; Agaricales; Pleurotaceae. Gene Ontology annotation, cellular component: U2-type post-spliceosomal complex; U4/U6 x U5 tri-snRNP complex; U5 snRNP. Gene Ontology annotation, biological process: generation of catalytic spliceosome for second transesterification step; RNA splicing. The transcript has 6 exons. Bases 1 to 1065 code for a protein of 354 amino acids. The record is from RefSeq and is a predicted model, not a curated record.